CAGAGUUUGCCAUUUUUCUCGUCACAGAAAUAUUCCUUCUUCUUACAGCAUAAUGGCAAAGCAAUUGGGAGGUAUUACCAAUGUUCCAUGCCCAAACAGCCUCGAGUUUGAAGAUCUUGCUUGUUUUGCUAUCCAAGAUUAUAAUCACAAACAUCCUGACAGUAAUGGUCUUUUGGAGUUUGGAAAAGUAUUGAAUGUGAAGGAACAAAUAGUUGAUGGAAUAAUGUACUAUAUAACACUUGAAGCUACUGAAAAUGGAAAGAAGAAAGAAUAUGAAGCCAAGAUUUGGGUGAAGAAAUGGGAGGACUUCAAAAAGGUUGUAGAAUUUAAUCUUGUUGGUGAUGAUGGCCCAAAGCCUGUGGGAGGCAUUAUCGACAUUUCAUGCCAAAACAGCCUUGAAUUUCAAGAUCUUGCUCGUUUUGCUGUCGAUGAUUAUAAUCACAAACAUCGUAACAGUAAUUCUGCGUUGGAGUUUGUGAACGUUUUGGGCGUGAAGGAACAAAUAGUUGCUGGAAUAAUGUACUAUAUUACACUUGAAGCAACUGAUGGUGGAAAGAAGAAAAAAUAUGAAGCCAAGAUUUGGGUGAAGGAAUGGGAGAAAUUCAAGGAAGUUCAACAAUUCAAGCAGCUUAUUGGUGAUGAAUGAAUCUACUCUUAUGUUGGUGAGAAAUGAAGUUACUAUUAUGUUGGUGAGAAAUAAAUCUAGUUUAUUUAUCUGGAUUGUAUUAUUUGAAUGUUGUGUGGCAUGAAGUUAGUAUUAUGUUUGUGAGAAAUAAUGACAGAUUUAUUAAUCUGGAUGUAUUUGUAUGUUGUGUUGUAAGCGUAUAUCAAUAAAUUUAAAGUUUUUGCGUUUGAC
Molecule: messenger RNA, 856 nt
Organism: Solanum dulcamara
Lineage: Eukaryota; Viridiplantae; Streptophyta; Magnoliopsida; Solanales; Solanaceae
Product: multicystatin-like
Exons: 3
Coding region: 53-646 (197 amino acids)
Molecular function (GO): cysteine-type endopeptidase inhibitor activity
Source: RefSeq, a predicted model, not a curated record